CCUGGUUUUCGCAAGUUUUGUGUUAUUAUGACCAAGAGAACGAACUUCAGCGGCUUCUUGGAUGCUGGCACUAAAAACGAUCCUGCAGUCGUGCCAUCUCAAGGGUCGACUCCUCCCAGUGCGCAGCCAAACCCAGACGAGGCACCAGUCAAGUACCUAAGACAUCUGCUUGAAACGAGGCUGUCGAUCAGUAAAAACUAUAUGGAAGUUCUGCCGAAGGCCUACAAUACGCUCCUAGUUAACCGAGUGAAACGCGACGCUAGUGACACCCUCGACGAGGAGGUCAUCGUGGGCAGCGCAAAUAGGGUCGUUGCGCACUGCAACGCGUUUACAGGCAUUGUGAGGAACAUCGACUUGGUCUGCAACACCCUGGACGAGACCAUUGUCCACUUCCUCAGCGAGCUCCCACCUACCGAGGAAAAGAGGGCAGCUAUUAACGAAAACGGCGAGUACUUCUCCCAUCUGCUGAAAAUCAAUGUCGGCAAAUUCGACCCGUAUCAACUUGCAAUCGACCCAGAGAAGUAUCUGGAUGCGUUCAUUCCGUCAUUUAUCCUGGAUGCACCUACGCCCUUGUUGAACUGGCGAGAGUUUCUGAUCAUGUACGGCUCACCGCUGCUUCGGAGCUUUGUUAUGUACGACCUGCAUAUAAGCUGUAACUGGACGACGGCGAAGACGAAGAUUGUGAAGGCCUUCGGCAUGCAGCACAGCAUAGAGACGGUGGGAAGGGUCCGAUAUGGCAUGGGCCAGCUCUAUCAAGUGCAAGACAUCCUUCACCACGUGUCCAAGUACGGCAAAUCGAAACGCUUACUCACCCUGGGUGUUAUUGCCGGUGUUUGCACACUCAAUCAACAGCAGAUGUUCGUCAACGCAAUUGAGGGCCGUGGCAAGUUUAGAGUCGGGGAAUUCAAUUUUUCCGAGCUUUGUGGAGACUAUCCACAUACGAAAACCGGAGCUGCUUCUGUCCCUGUCGCCGCCUGUACCUCAGCUGCUGUGCCCUCUACCACUAGCGUUGAUCCCACGCCGGCGCCGGCGCCUGUCCCUGUCCCUGCUAGGGCUGCUACCCCUGUCCCAGCUACUAUGCCUACUGCAGCUACUUCGAGUAAGCACAACCCCACCUACCGUGCCUUUGUUCAUCCUACUGGGCGGCCAGUUGGUCCCAAAAGCCCACUUCUCGCCUCCGCAACCAGUACAUUUGCUGGCUGGGGACCCAAGGCAACAGCCAGCGUAUUAUCGACUGCAGUUCAGAGCUCUGGCUCACCCUUAGCACCAACAUCCACUACCACCGCUACCCCAGUAUCUGGUUCUGCAAUUCCAAUUUCCAAUACUGGCUCUGGAGCUACCGCAACAUCCUCCCAUGCGUGGGUCGCUCCUACCAGCGCCACUAGUAGCACUACCGUGUGGUUUGGGAUCAAACCGACCACAGGAGCCUCUGCAACUUCGGCAGCCGCUCCUACCCAAGCACCUCCCACUAGCACAUCUGACUCAUAGGCUCGAUUUAGCCCUGCCUCCAGCCAAAUUGACUGCACGAAGUAGUGGCUGGAUAAGAUUGACUACUAUGCCGGCAGUUCAUAUGAUAAGAUGAAUCCAAAUUUACCGGUGUGAAUACCAUGAGGGUUGAUCGUUCGAAUGUCUAGAUAUGAUAGUAUCACGCUGUAUACGUGAUGGCUGUGUUGAAUAGGCUUCUAGUUAUAGGCAGGACGAAUAUAAC
Molecule: messenger RNA, 1708 nt
Organism: Linderina pennispora
Lineage: Eukaryota; Fungi; Kickxellomycota; Kickxellomycetes; Kickxellales; Kickxellaceae
Exons: 1
Coding region: 28-1488 (486 amino acids)
Source: RefSeq, a predicted model, not a curated record